Silurus meridionalis is the source of this 1670-nucleotide messenger RNA. Its product is annotated as lysophosphatidylserine lipase ABHD12-like. Gene Ontology annotation, cellular component: endoplasmic reticulum membrane. The record is from RefSeq and is a predicted model, not a curated record. Gene Ontology annotation, biological process: monoacylglycerol catabolic process; phosphatidylserine catabolic process. Lineage: Eukaryota; Metazoa; Chordata; Actinopteri; Siluriformes; Siluridae. Bases 275 to 1345 code for a protein of 356 amino acids. The transcript is spliced from 14 exons. Gene Ontology annotation, molecular function: monoacylglycerol lipase activity; phosphatidylcholine lysophospholipase A1 activity.
CACACCUGGGACUCACUCACACUCACUUUCCGUCUGUUAUUGUUUGUGUGUGUUGUUGAUAUGCGUAUCCCUAUACGUUUUCUUCCUUUUGGACUCCACAAUUUCUCCACGGCUGCGCUUUCUCCUCAAAGCGCACCCCGGAUUACCCCAAUCUUUCCGUGCGUUCGUUCUGGGACUAUGUGGACCUCACUCCUCCAGGGUGUACCACGGAUAUCUCUCUCUGGAUUUAUACUGGAUUGCCGUGUUUUCUUAACUGGUUAAAAUCUAUUCCGAGAUGAGAAGAAGAGGUGAUGACACUGUUGCAUCCAAACCGACUGAGGAGAAAUCAGUGAAAAGUGAAAAGCAACUGAUAUCCAGGUCAUUUUGGAGGGAUUGGGUGAAAUGGGGGCCGAUAACCCUUUGCACUCUAUUUGUGACUACAUCAUAUGUUCAACGAAUUUGUCCUGGUUUCACACAAUACCUCUUUUAUCAACAUGGCUUAUCAUUCUUUGUUGACCUGAGACAUCCCACUGAUCUUGGUCUCAAUCACACGGUAAAUAUGUACCUGACCUCAGAAGCAGAAGUGACACUAGGAGUAUGGCACACAGUUCCUGAUCAUAUGUGGAAAGAGGCCCAGGGUAAAAGUUUGGCAUGGUAUGAGCAGUCUUUAGGGAAUGGUUCACCUGUUUUCAUCUACAACCAUGGCAAUGCGGGUAACAGAGCAUCUCCACCACAUCGUGUGGGAGUUUCUAAAAUAUUAAGUGCUCUUGGCUAUCAUGUCUUAGUAAUGGAUUACAGAGGAUUUGGUGAUUCCAGUGGAGAGCCCACUAUGCCUGGACUGGUCACUGAUGCACUUUACCUGUACCACUGGGUACGGGCACGUAGCAAGGACAGCCAGGUCUUCAUAUGGGGUCACUCAAUUGGCACAGGGGUAACAACUAGUGCUGUAGUAAAACUACAAGAACAAGGAAGCCCUCCUGAUGCAGUGAUACUUGAAGGUUCUUUCCUUGACUCCAAAGUACCAAAAGGAGUCCCCCAUCUAUUCCUCUGGUAUUACUGGAGAUUUCCAUACAUACAGUACUACUUUUCCCAGGAUACAAUUAAAGCAAAUAAAGUUCAGGUGUCCAAUUCUGAAAAUGUGAAACAAAUGAGGACGCCGCUUAUGAUCCUUCAUUCAAAAGAUGACCAUUUGACUCCUAUCAGGAUGGCUGAGGAGCUAUACAAAACUGCUAAAAGUGUGCUACCUGAGGAAAAAGUCAGGUUGGUGGCAUUUGAGGCAUCCCAUGGAUACCGUCAUAAUGGACUUUAUAGGGAUCCUCGUUUACCAAAAAUUAUAAGGGAGUUUGUGCAGUCCAAUGCAAAGUAAUCUGCAAGCUUCCAAAGUGGGACCAGGUUAAACCUCGAUGUUUCAUUUUCACACAUAUGUUAUGUUUUACUCUCCAAUGCUAACUUUAGUGGUGUGCCCAAAUUCAUUUAUUUUUGAUCUUAUUAUUUACACACACAAGUAAAAAAUGUAAGAGCUAAUUCACAUGGAUUGCAUAUUUAAUAACAAUUGUAAGACACCUGUACCUAUUAAAAGGUUAAUGUAAAUGUUCAAUAAUAAGUUUCAUGAGCUUAGAUAGUAAGUCAAAAGUUCAUGAUGAUGAUGUGCACAAAAAAUAAACUAAUAAAUAUUAAAGUGCUUAACCAUG